AUGCUGGACAUAACGAAUUGCUCUGUAGUGGAGAGGGUUGUUGAUGAAGCAGCAGCACAUGAUGGGGAUUGGCCGCUACCUCUUCUCAAACUGAAGCAAUUAUAUCUAACGGAGUUGCCAAAAUUGAGAGAGAUAGUUGGAGGAGGAUUAUUAGAGUGUCUGCAACACAAAAAUGAGAAUAAGAGAGCAAAGGCCGUGAAUUCAGAGUUGUGUUCUAUAUGUUUAAAAGAUUUGGGAGAGUUGGAAUACAUUUGGAAAGGCCCCACACAAAGCGUGAGCUUCCAUAGACUUGAAAGUAUUGAAUUAUGGAGAUGCUCAAAGUUGAGGAAUAUUUUCACUCUUACAAUUGUCACAAGCCUUCCAGAAUUGAAGAUAUUACAUGCACUUGCUUGUGAGGAAUUGGAGGGAAUAUUUUGUGAAGAAUCACUUGAAAAUCUUUCUUCUUCUUCUAAUGUUUGCUUCCCUAAACUUGAGAAAAUUCUGAUAUUGGGAAGCAAUAAAAUGAAAAGGGUGUUCUCAUAUUCUAUGGCUUAUCAUCAUUGUCCUUCAGUAGAGGUGCUGGGCAUAAGGGAUUGCUCUGAACUGGAAACGGUUGUUGAUGAAGAAGCAGCACAUGAUGGGGAUUGGCGGCUACCUCUUCUCAAACUGAAGAAAUUACAUCUAAGAGGGUUGCCGAAAUUGAGAGACAUAUUUGGAGGAGGAUUAUUGGAGUGUCCGCAACAGAAAAAUGAGAAUAAGAGAGCAAGGGUCGUGAAUUCAGAGUUGUGUUCUAUAUUUUUAAAAGAUCUGGGAGAGUUAGAAUACAUUUGGAAGGGUCCCACACAAAGUGUGAGCCUCCAUAGACUCGAAAGUAUUGAAUUAUGGAGAUGCUCAAAGUUGAGGAAUAUUUUCACUCUUACAAUUGUCACAAGCCUUCCAGAGUUGAAGAUAUUAGAAGUAUUUGAUUGUGAGGAAUUGGAGGGAAUAUUUUGUGAAGAAUCACUUGAAAAUCUUUCUUCUUCUUCUAAUGUUUGCUUCCCCAAACUUGAGAAGAUUCUGAUAUUGGGAAGCAAUAAAAUGAAAAGGGUGUUCUCAUAUUCUAUGGCUUCUCAUCAUUGUCCUUCACUAGAGAGCAUACGCAUAGUGAGUUGCGCUGAACUUGAGGGGGUUGUUAAGAGAUCUAAAGGUGAAGUUGAAGUUGGUGAUCAUGGAAACCUGUUCCCCAAAUUGAAGGAUUUGUAUCUCGAAGAUUUGCCACAGUUGAGAGAGAUAUAUGAAGGUUAUGAGUUCAGCCUCCUAUCUGGUACUACACGCACACGAGAUUGUCCAAAUAUGCACAAUAUUCCACUAUUGGAAUACGAGGCCUCAUGA
Messenger RNA from Neltuma alba, 1350 nucleotides. RefSeq names its product probable disease resistance protein At4g27220. The coding region runs from base 1 to 1350 and encodes 449 amino acids. The transcript is spliced from 3 exons. Lineage: Eukaryota; Viridiplantae; Streptophyta; Magnoliopsida; Fabales; Fabaceae. The record is from RefSeq and is a predicted model, not a curated record.